Striga asiatica is the source of this 962-nucleotide messenger RNA. The record is from the annotation of a GenBank genome assembly. NCBI's taxonomy places the organism in Eukaryota, Viridiplantae, Streptophyta, Magnoliopsida, Lamiales, Orobanchaceae.
CAAACACUGUUGAAAACAAACUGUUUGACCCCUCCGAAAUCUGAAUGAUGAAUAUGUAAAACAGUAAAAGAAGCAGACUUUCUUCAGCUUAACAAUGGCAGCUCAAAUUCAAACAAUGUCGCUCACAAUUUCCGAUUUUCUUCCGACCCCAUCUCCGAAGACAGUAAGUAGUUUCCGUUCGAAAAAUGCCCAUUUGCUUUCCUCUCAGAGAAAAUGCGUAGCCCCUUUUCGCUGCGUCUCUGGACUCGCUUGCCACAGUUUCUCCGUCGAUGAAAUCUCCGGAGUUUUUCACAACAAGGUUUUGGUGGCAGCUGGUUUAUCUGCAGCAAUUGGGCAGUUAUCUAAACCUUUUACUUCGUCUUUAUUGUACGGCAAGAAAUUUGAUUUGAAGGGUGUUGUUCAGGCUGGAGGGUUCCCAUCUACUCAUUCUUCUGUUGCUGUUGCAUGUGCAACUUCUCUUGCCCUUGAGAGGGGAUUUUCAGACCCAGUUUUUGGUCUAGCUGUAGUUUAUGCCGGCCUCAUCAUGUAUGAUGCACAGGGAGUUAGGAGGGAAGUUGGUGUGCAUGCCAAACAAUUAAACAAAGUUCUGCUUCAAGCCACAUCAUACUCGAGAGAUUCAUCUUCUUCUAAUGUAGAAAACAUCGACCCACUUUUCUUAGAGGAGCAAAAGCCGACAGACUCUGCAUUGUUACUCAAAUCUGAAAAGACGAUGCAAACGAGUAAAGUGGAGUUUAGUUGCUCUUCGCCAUUAAAAGAAUCGAUCGGCCACACAGAAGUUGAAGUCAUUGCAGGUGCAUUGUUGGGUUUCUUAGUUAGUUUAGCUGUAUGCCCAUAUGUUUGAUACUUGAAUAAUGUGAAUCGUAGUUACAUUGUUAUACGGCAAUUUUUUGAUGUCUUUGUUCGUAUACGAGUUAAUCAUGAAAUACUACGCAAUUCGAAAGUCCUCGAUUUUUUCUUCACGC